Molecule: messenger RNA, 1725 nt
Organism: Anthostomella pinea
Lineage: Eukaryota; Fungi; Ascomycota; Sordariomycetes; Xylariales; Xylariaceae
Source: the annotation of a GenBank genome assembly
AUGAGUUCUUACAAAACCUACCCGACCUACCAGUAUCAGCCGGGAUACAACACCGAAAUUUACGAGACCGACUCCGAGUCUGAUCCCGAGUACGAUGAGGUGCCAAUAGUGCGGUCGCCCGUGGUGAAGGUGGCGCCCGCGAACCACGGCCGCCGUAGCAUCACGACAGAGGCUGACCUGGAUCCUUUAUUCGCAGCGUCAGAGAGGGCACGGAGACGCAACACCCCUUGGAGCGCCACCUUUCAGAAGCUGGUACCCACCCUCACCACCAUCGUGUUUGUAGUCCUCUGGCUAGCCUUCUGUUGGGGCCUCUAUCUUGCCCUAUGGGCCCUCGUGUACAAGUACGAGGAAUGGGCUACUGCCAACGGAUUCAUGGACGUCCCGGGGCUCGAGGUGUUGCACCCAGAAGAUACAGUUUAUCAUCCUGAUAAUUCGGCAUCGACGACGCCUAACAGGACCAAGUUCACGACGCCGGAGCACCCGUUCUGGGACAAUUAUCGGGACGUCCUCACCAACAACGAGUACGACUCGUGGUUCGACGACGUCGACGCCGGCACCGAAGCCAUCAACAAGAUUUGGAACAACAUAGCACUGCCAAAAAAUGCAGAGGAUGAUGAACAGGGGAAAUUCUACAGCGAGAUAAUAGAUCACAUAAAGAACCGCAUGCGUCUGGUGAACCACGCCAAGAUAGUGCACAAGAAGUUCCUGGACACACGUACCAGGAUGGUGCGCGACAUGAUCGGCUCCAGCACGCUCUGGCACAUGUACGUCAAUGGCCAGUUCGUCAACCAGGCGAACCAGGAGGGGGUCUUGUGGAAGCCGGUCGCCACGCACUUCCACCAGCAGCACAACGGCACGCUGAACAACAUGACGGGCGUCCAGUACGACAACAAGACGUCGGCGGAACUGACGGCGUCGGCGCGGCAGGUCACGGACGACCUGUCCGAGAAGCACACCGAGCUCUUCCGUGCCGACGGCAGCGAUCUGGACCUCAUCUACAGCAUCCGCAAAGAGCUCUACGAGGCGGAAUCCUACGAACAACUCCUCAUCCCGCGCCUCGCCACCCUCGAGCGAAACUUCAACCUCGCCACGUCUCUGGAUCCCAAACCGGACCUGUGGACCCCCAAGCUCGCGGCCGCAUCGCAGAUCCUGCAGAGCAAGAUGUUGGACCUGCAGACCCAAUACACGGAGAUGACGGGGCAUCUGAUCCAGAUCAAGCAAGAAUUCAGCAAGGAACGGCAAUUCACCCUGCAGAGCGAAGACGACUGGCAAGAAUGGGCGAAGAAGGCAACCAACGUCCUGCAGACCUGGACCUCGGUGCUGAUGGACACGCAGGAGGGCGUGCUGCUCAUGCUGCGCAAGAAGGAGCUCGAGCGAAGCAAGAAGGAGCUCGAGCGAAGCAAGAAGGAGAAUGCUACCGAGAUUAUCGACUUAGACGCCAACUGGGACGCCUGGAAGAAGCGCAACUGCGGCUCCACGUCGUGCUACGAGCCUCCGAGCGCGCUGAAGGCAGUCAAGGACAUGUUCCUCUCGGGAUCAGCAUUGCCGACGGCACACGUCGCGCAGGACGAGGUCGAGUGGAGCAAGAACUUCAACGACAGCGACAAGGUCAGGGUCUGGGUUGGUGUUUACGAGAAGGCUUGUUGCGAGAACGGCACGCUUGCGAGGCUGCUCAGGCAGGGAUCGAGGGAUAUGUCGAAGUUGACUGUCGUCCAGAGUGCGUGA